Molecule: messenger RNA, 2208 nt
Organism: Naumovozyma dairenensis CBS 421
Lineage: Eukaryota; Fungi; Ascomycota; Saccharomycetes; Saccharomycetales; Saccharomycetaceae
Gene: APC4
Product: anaphase promoting complex subunit 4
Exons: 1
Coding region: 1-2208 (735 amino acids)
Biological process (GO): positive regulation of mitotic metaphase/anaphase transition; anaphase-promoting complex-dependent catabolic process; protein K11-linked ubiquitination
Cellular component (GO): nuclear periphery; anaphase-promoting complex
Source: RefSeq, a predicted model, not a curated record
AUGAACCACCAACAAUCGCAAUACCCCCACCAAAAAGGGCACAGAGAUGAGCAAUGGAAUUUCGCGCCAAUAUCAUACAUUAAUCCAUCUUUCCCAUUAUACCUGACGAAAACAUCAAAUUCAAUAAUUGCCAGAAGAACCCUUGAUGGGUUCCAAAUUUCAAAUAUAAUAAUAAGAAAUAUGCAAAAUGUUAUAGCAAUAGAUUGGGACUCUAAAACUGGGAAAUAUCUAACUAUAAAUUUCGAUGAUGGUACAUUCCGUAUUUAUGACAUUUUCCAAGAUGGGAAAUUAAUCACCCUAGUAAGACCACAACGUAAUUUAUUGGAUAUCCAUCGAAAGACUAAAGUAGAUAACGCCAUUUGGGAUCGAUUAAUCAUAUUGAACUCCAUACAAGAAUUAGAAUUUAAUCAUGAUAUUACAAAAUUAAUGCCAACUUUGAUUAAAUUCGUAAAGGAUUCAACAAAUAUUUAUAUAGUACCAUAUUCUCACAAUGAAAAGCAAAACAUAUGGAGGGAAUUUCAACCUGUAUCAUCAUAUAAACCUAUCUCAACCAAUAUGGAUGCCAUUGAUAUGACUACAAACCAGGAAGUGGAAAAAUCUAUGAGAUAUUUAGAUUUGCAUAUUAUACAUGUCAUUGACCCAGAUUGCUUCACCAUAGCUAUAAAUGGAACAUAUCAAAUAAACUUGGUACGGAAGACGAUCAACACCACUAAUCGUAAUAAAAUUGUUCGAAUCUUGAAAUCUACUGUGCAUGGAGUUUAUCAUUGUUUCCAUGAAAAUGGAUCCAUACGAUCAUUAUAUUUUUCACAUUUCACUUCUUCCACUUUACACGUUGAAUUAUUAGAAAUAUUUAUGGAAAUCAAUGAAAUGAUUAAAUAUUUCCAAUAUCAUUUAGAUCUAAUAAAUAAGCAUUUAUUGAAAACUUUUACAGAUUUUUUAUACCCUACAAUAUUCGAGGAAAAACAAAACGGAGGAGGAAAUAGUAUGUUACAACAAUUAAAAUUAUCAUUAUUAAGUGGCGAAAUGUCAGAAGAACUCAUUGAAUGGUUAACUUUGAGUAUAGGUGAGAAAAACUUGAAAAAAUGGAAAAGAUUAAGUGAGGAACUUUAUUCAAAAUCUAUUCAAAUCUUUUCAUUAGCUUUAAUACCCGCUUGUGAAUUAACUCUUCUUUUAUCACAAAAAUGUUUGGCAAUAUUAAAUGCCAUUGAAAUUGAGAAGAAGGCAAGAAUAAGGGCAAAAUCUAAAUUAAGUACAAACUCAACUCACACAAAUAUAGAACUAAAUUCAAGACAGGAUAAGAUACUUACCGAAUUUUCACCAAGUUUCUUAGAAUUAAUUGAAAUUUUACAAAAAUUUGGUUCUCGUUGCUUACAAAAUUUACGAAAAAUUAGCUAUAUUGAAAAGCAAUCUAGUUUAUUUUUAAAAUGGUUACAAGAAAUGAUUUUCCAUGCUCUUGAUGAAGAUCAUGUUCCAAAACUUGAUACUUAUUCGAAUCCAAUUAUAUGUUUAGAUUUAUCAAAUUUCCUUAAUAAACUAAUUGUUUUAUCUACAGACAAGAACAAAGAAGAUCGAGAAGAAGACCAAAACCCACUCGUUAAUGAUGAUGAUGAAAAUGAAUUGUUCUGUUCCAUGGAGGAAACAACGACUAUGUUACAGAGGAUAAAUUAUUUAUCCCGUAGUAUUGAUGAAAAAGGCAUCCAACCAACAUUACAACAAUGUCUAUAUCUGGGUCCAAACAUUCAAUUUAUAACGGAGAGAGAAUUUGACCCAUCAAAGGAAAUUACCGUAAAAGACGUAGUAAAAGUUUUAAAUGGUUCUAUUCUAUUAUAUCUUUUACAAGUUAAAUCACUUGAUUCUAGAGAUUUGUUUUAUGUUGGAACAAUAAAUGUUGUCGAUUUAAAACCAAUUUGUCAUCCUAAAUUGAUUCAAUUCCCAUUAACUUCUAAUGAAAUAAUAAAUAUCACUGAUGUUCAAUUAUUGACAGAUAUAAAAUUGGUAUCCACUAAUAGUAAUAAUAAUGAUGAUGAUUCUAUGAUAGAUGAAAUUGGACCAUUUUUCAAUCUCUUUAUAAUGUUUGACACAGUUUCAUCAAUGAACAAUAGGGAGGUAAAUUCGAAAAUUUGGUAUAGGAUCCGGAAAUCCAACGAACAUUAUGGUGUCGUUUCGACGGAAUUGAUUCCAGAUCUUUCAAAUGUCUUUGCAAAUUAA